AUGGACACGACAUCUUCAGCUGGUAAACCAGUACAGAUCACUGUGACAGAAGGAUAUGAAUUGAGAGGCACUAAAGGGGAUUUUCCAGUUACUUUUGUUCGUGCAGAAUUUAAUAAUGUGGUCCUGGGAGACUCUACAAAAUUCAUGGUUACUGCUGAAGGAACAGCAAAAUACAACUUCACCACCAGUUUUGAGUUCAAUCCUGAUGGAACCAAUACUUUGGAUGAAUUAGCCCACAAGCCUGUGUUCUUGACUGUGAUUGAAGUUUUACCAAAGGAAAAGAAACAGAAAGAUGAGAAGACUGUAACUCUUGGUCAGGCAGUUGUGGAUCUUCUUCCUUUGCUAGAAGGAGAGUCCACAUUUGAGAUAAUGGCCACAUUACAUCCUGCGAUUGGCUCACCCUUAGAGAAUAAUCGACCAGGUGCUAAAUGUUGUCUUGAGGUAACAGUAUCUGUUUCGGAAGCAUUACUGACUACAGCCCAGAUCUUGGGUGGGAACCUUUUAAAGGUGACUUUAGAGGCUGCCUACUCUGUACCUGAAGCUUUUGUGCCUACAGGACCUCAGCAAAAUUACAUGGUUGGUUUGCAAAUUCCAUCAAAUAAAGAGAAAGACAAUCCAAUAGUCUUCAAAAAUGGAAUCCUAAAGCUUGGUGGGGAAAAAGAACCUGUACCUCGGCCCAAAAAAUGGCCCAUUUUCAACAUCAUAGCACCAGGAGCUCAGUACAUUCCUGAUUCUUUCAUUACUGGUGGCCCUUAUGCUGAAGAAGAUGGAGAACUCAACCAUCCAGAGGACAAAGAGUUUAGAAACCAAGCAGAAACUUUCAAGAAAAGAAUUGUCUGGGACUUGGAAAGUCGCUCCUACCUUGACCCUGUUGCGGUUGUCAAUUUUCAGAAACGAAUUGCAGAUUGCCGUUUCUUCCCAGUGGAGAUAACAAGAGUUCCUGUAGUUCCUGUGGCCAAAACAAAAACAAAAGCUGAUAAGGGUGAAGAGGAAUCACAAUAUAACUUUCAUGGUGUGGCAUAUGUUAACAUGGUGCCUUUGCUGUACCCUGGUGUAAAGAGAAUUCGGGGAGGUUUCCGUGUCCUUCCCUACUUAGAUGGUCCAGUAUAUGAGAAGACCAAAUGCCUGGUCAGUCUUUUCCGUGAUGUUGGACACCAGAACCAGAAUCACAAACCAACCAAUGUUCCAGGGGUCAAUUCCCCACAGGCCAAACCAGUCCUCACCAAGACCGGGAAAGAGGAAAAGACAGUCAAAGAGAAAGACACUGUAAGGAAGUCUUCCAGUAUAAAAUCCCAGAGCUCAGACUUCCCCCUGGAAGGUGAAAUGCCUCUGUACCAGAAUUCAGAAGGACAGCAAUACAUGGAAUCAGCAACAUACCUAGUUUUGGAGAUUGAACUGGAGAAAGCCUUGGUACCAAAACGAUUGCCAGAAGAGCUUGGAGCCCGAGUCAGGGACAUGAUUCCUCCACGACCUUCCCCAAUCCGCAGAACAGGAGGAGCUCAGAAGGCACUGGAUGACUACCACACUCAAAUCCAGAAUAUUUCUGUAGCCAUAUUAGAAGAGUACCACAAGAUGUUUGGUAAAGAUCUGACUCCAGGAAAAGAUCUAGAUAACCAAACCUUAGAGGAUCACAAAUGCCAGCUCAAUUAUGAGCUCAAUUGCUCUGGAAAAUAUUUUGCUUUCAAAGAACAACUCAAGCAUGCAGUGGUGAAGAUUGUGAGAGAGAAGUUCCUGAAGACAACUGCAUUUGAAAACCAGGAAGAGCUCCAGACAUUUAUCAGUGAACUCUACAUAUUUUUGGUGGAUCAGAUGAAUGUCACUUUGAACCAGAGCAUGCCAGAUGAGAGUCUAAGUACUGCUCUGACUGCUGCCACCACUUCGGAACAACUCCGACUCUUUGCAUAUGAAGCACAAGUCAAUGAAGACUUUGCCCUUGCAACAGUAUACUAUGAGGAGAGACUGGUUCGUGACAACCAGAAUAUAGAACACUGGCUGGAUUAUGGCUCAUUUUGCCUUCUGCUCGAUGAUAUUACCAAAGCACAAGAAUGUUUUCGUAAAGCUCUUUCUCUGAAUCAGACACACAUGACCAGCCUGCUGCUAUGUGGUCUUCUGGCUAUGAUGAUGGAGCACUAUGAACAAGCAGAGAUUUUCUUUGAAGAUGCCACUUGCUUGGAACCAAACAAUGUUGUGGCAUGGACUUUGCUCGGCUUGUUCUAUGAAAUUCAGAAUAAUGAUAUUCGAAUGGAAAUGGCAUUUCAUGAAGCUGCCAAACAGCUUAAUGCCAAAGUAAUCAAAGAAAAGACUACUAGUGAUUCUGUUGAUGUUGGAGGGAAACUGGAAUCCAGUAUAACAACCUUAGGAGUUGUGAGAUCUUCUUCACCAAGCAAAAGAGAAAUACCAGAUGAGAUUUCCAUGCUAGAUGAUCUUCUUGAAGACUCAACCAAACAUCAGUCUGACCCUUUGGAUUCACAAGGACAGGAAAUGAGUUCCAUCCACAGAACUUCCAGGUCAUUUUCCGUUUCUAAGGAGGCAUCAAAGAAAGCUUCCUCAAAAAGUCAGGUUUCAUCAGCUGUUCUGACUCCCUCAACCUUUCAAGGAGUUGCCCAGCCUCCCAUCAGUAUCUUCAUGGAGACAACACGCUUCUUGAUGAAGGUCAAGGCUAUUCAGUAUGUCCACAGGGUGCUUGCACAUGAAUUGCUGUACCCCCAAGGAGGCCCUAGCUGUGAAUAUUACUUGGUCCUGGGAGAGACACACCUUCUUAAGAAGGAUUUCCCCAAGGCAGAAGAGUACCUCCAGGCAGCUGUACAGAUGGAUUACAUGAACCCUAAUGUCUGGGGUUUGAAGGGCCACUUGUACUUUCUGACUGGAAAUCAUGCUGAAGCCAAGGAAUGCUAUGAACGAACGGUUAGUUUCGUAGUAGAUGCUGCUGAAAUGCACUUCAUCUAUCUGCGACUGGGAUCCAUCUAUCUGGAAGAGGGAGAGAAUGAAAAGGCAAAGAACACGUACAUGAUGGCUUGUAAAAGAUCACCUUCAUGCCUCACUUGGCUGGGAGUGGGAAUCGCCUGCUACCGGCUGGAGGAGUUCACAGAGGCAGAAGAUGCCCUUUCCGAAGCCAAUGCCAUGAACAACUACAAUGCUGAAGUGUGGGCCUAUCUGACCCUGGUCUGUCUAAAAGCUGGGAGGAGACUGGAAGCAGAACAGUCCUACAAAUACACAUUGAAGCUAAAGCUGGGUAAUGAGGAAUUGCUCAAGGAGAUCCACAAAGUGCAAGAGAUGGUUGGCUUUGGGGACCCUUCCUUCUGACCGCCUUCAAGAAGGAGCUUCUUUUGUCUGACUCUAAAGGGAAGAAACCUCCUGAGCCCCUGAAUCCUGGAGUCAGACUAAUCCUGCACCUGAAGAACAAAACAAUCCACCCCAGAAACUGGUACAUUUUGGCAGG
This is a messenger RNA of Gracilinanus agilis (Agile Gracile Mouse Opossum), 3439 nucleotides long. It is a transcript of the gene CFAP70, whose product is annotated as cilia and flagella associated protein 70. Gene Ontology annotation, cellular component: extracellular exosome; motile cilium. Lineage: Eukaryota; Metazoa; Chordata; Mammalia; Didelphimorphia; Didelphidae. The record is from RefSeq and is a predicted model, not a curated record. Gene Ontology annotation, biological process: cilium movement; cilium assembly. Gene Ontology annotation, molecular function: protein binding. The transcript is spliced from 27 exons. The coding region runs from base 1 to 3303 and encodes 1100 amino acids.